CGAGGAGGCAUGGCGGCUUCCAUUGCAGGGUGUUGCGGUGCCGCAAUGGGCCUGGCCCGGAGCUUGCGAGACGCCAGGGCGCUGCUCCCUACGCCGGCCUCUUUCGCCUGCCGGGCCGGCUCGGGGCCGGGCAGGCAGCAGAGCACUGGACCUUCCGAGCCCGGCGCGUUCCAGCCGCCCCCGAAACCGGUUAUUGUGGACAAGCGCCGCCCCCCGCACCAGAGAAGCAGGUUCUUGAGUCCUGAAUUCAUUCCUCCAAGGGGAAGAACGAAUCCUCUGAAAUUUCAAAUAGAAAGAAAAGAUAUGUUAGAAAGGAGAAAAGUACUCCAUGUUCCAGAGUUCUAUGUUGGAAGCAUACUUCGUGUUACUACAGCCGACCCAUACGCCACUGGGAAAACCAGCCAGUUCCUGGGGAUCUGUAUCCAGAGAUCAGGAACAGGACUCGGAGCUACUUUUAUCCUUAGGAACACUAUUGAAGGACAAGGUGUUGAGAUUUGCUUUGAACUUUAUAAUCCUCGGGUCCAGGAGAUCCAAGUGGUCAAAUUAGAGAAACGGCUGGAUGAUAGCUUGCUAUACUUACGAGAUGCCCUUCCUGAAUACAGCACUUUUGAUGUGAAUAUGAAGCCAAUAGCGCACGAACCUAACCAAGAAGUUCCUGUUAAUCAGCUGAAAGUAAAAAUGAAGCCAAAGCCCUGGUCCAAACGCUGGGAACGUCCAAAAUUUAAUAUCAAAGGAAUCAGAUUUGAUCUUUGUUUAACUGAAGAGCAAAUGAAAGAAGCUCAGAAGUGGAGUCAGCCGUGGCUUGAGUUUGAUAUGAUGAGGGAAUAUGAUACAUCAAAAAUUGAAGCUGCAAUAUGGAAGGAAAUUGAAGCAUCGAAAAAGUCCUGAUUCUGAGAAUGAAUUUGGUCACUUGCAGAGAAUGUACUUACUCUCAGAGGAUUUUUUUAGAGACCAAUUUAAUUUCAUAUAUAAGGACAUAGUCAUUAAAUCAGUUGAACAUUCA
Diceros bicornis minor is the source of this 1003-nucleotide messenger RNA. It is a transcript of the gene MRPL19, whose product is annotated as mitochondrial ribosomal protein L19. Gene Ontology annotation, cellular component: ribosome; mitochondrial large ribosomal subunit. NCBI's taxonomy places the organism in Eukaryota, Metazoa, Chordata, Mammalia, Perissodactyla, Rhinocerotidae. Gene Ontology annotation, molecular function: structural constituent of ribosome. The coding region runs from base 10 to 888 and encodes 292 amino acids. The transcript has 6 exons. Gene Ontology annotation, biological process: translation. The record is from RefSeq and is a predicted model, not a curated record.